AUGGCCAGGCAGCAGCCGCCGCCCUGGGUCCACACAGCCAUCCUGCUCUGCCUCCUCAGCCUCACUGGGGCCAUCGAGAUUCCUAUGGAUCCAAGCAUUCAGAAUGAGCUAUCCCAGCCCCCAACCAUCACCAAGCAGUCAGUGAAGGACCACAUCGUGGAUCCCCGUGAUAACAUCUUGAUUGAGUGUGAAGCAAAGGGGAACCCUGCCCCCAGCUUCCACUGGACUCGAAACAGCAGGUUCUUCAACAUCGCCAAGGACCCCCGAGUGUCAAUGAGGAGGCGAUCUGGGACCCUGGUGAUCGACUUCCGCAGCGGGGGGCGGCCCGAGGAAUAUGAGGGGGAAUACCAGUGCUUCGCCCGCAACAAAUUUGGCACAGCCCUAUCCAAUAGGAUCCGUCUGCAGGUGUCCAAGUCUCCCCUGUGGCCCAAGGAAAACCUAGACCCUGUCGUGGUUCAAGAAGGCGCUCCCUUGACGCUCCAGUGCAACCCCCCGCCCGGACUUCCAUCCCCAGUCAUCUUCUGGAUGAGCAGCUCCAUGGAGCCCAUCACUCAAGACAAGCGCGUCUCUCAGGGCCAUAACGGCGACCUGUAUUUCUCUAACGUGAUGCUGCAGGACAUGCAGACAGACUACAGCUGCAACGCACGCUUCCACUUUACGCACACCAUCCAGCAGAAGAAUGCCUUCACCCUCAAGGUCCUCACCACGCGAGGAGUUGCAGAAAGAACACCCAGCUUCAUGUAUCCCCAGGGCACGGCGAGCAGUCAGAUGGUGCUGCGUGGCAUGGAUCUCUUGCUGGAGUGCAUCGCCUCCGGGGUCCCAACACCAGAUAUCGCGUGGUACAAGAAGGGUGGGGACCUCCCAUCUGACAAGGCCAAGUUUGAGAACUUUAACAAGGCUCUCCGUAUCACCAACGUCUCCGAGGAAGACUCUGGGGAGUAUUUCUGCCUGGCCUCCAACAAGAUGGGCAGCAUCCGGCACACGAUCUCGGUGAGAGUAAAGGCUGCUCCCUACUGGCUGGACGAGCCCAAGAACCUUAUCCUGGCUCCUGGCGAGGACGGGAGACUGGUGUGUCGAGCCAAUGGGAACCCCAAGCCCACUGUCCAGUGGAUGGUAAACGGGGAACCUCUGCAAUCGGCACCACCCAAUCCAAACCGCGAGGUGGCUGGGGACACCAUCAUCUUCCGGGACACCCAGAUCAGCAGCAGGGCUGUGUACCAGUGCAACACCUCCAACGAGCACGGCUACCUGCUGGCCAACGCCUUCGUCAGCGUGCUGGACGUGCCGCCCCGGAUGCUGUCACCCAGGAACCAGCUCAUUAGGGUGAUCCUGUACAACCGGACACGGCUUGACUGCCCGUUCUUUGGGUCCCCCAUCCCCACACUCCGAUGGUUUAAGAACGGGCAGGGAAGUAACCUGGAUGGUGGUAACUACCACGUCUACGAGAACGGCAGUCUGGAAAUCAAGAUGAUCCGCAAAGAGGACCAAGGCAUCUACACCUGUGUCGCCACCAACAUCCUGGGCAAAGCUGAAAACCAGGUCCGCCUGGAGGUCAAAGACCCCACCAGGAUCUACCGGAUGCCUGAGGACCAGGUGGCCAAGCGGGGCACCACGGUGCAGCUGGAGUGUCGGGUGAAGCACGACCCCUCCCUGAAGCUCACAGUCUCCUGGCUGAAGGACGACGAGCCUCUCUACAUUGGAAACAGGAUGAAGAAGGAAGACGACUCCCUGACCAUCUUCGGUGUGGCCGAGCGGGACCAGGGCAGUUACACCUGCGUUGCCAGCACUGAGCUGGACCAGGACCUGGCCAAGGCCUCCCUUACUGUGUUAGCUGAUCAGGCCACUCCAACUAACCGUUUGGCUGCCCUGCCCAAAGGACGGCCAGACCGACCCCGGGACCUGGAGCUCACGGACCUGGCCGAGAGGAGCGUGAGGCUGACCUGGAUCCCAGGGGAUGAUAACAACAGCCCCAUCACAGACUACGUCGUCCAGUUUGAAGAGGACCAGUUCCAGCCCGGGGUCUGGCAUGACCAUUCCAAGUUCCCGGGCAGUGUCAACUCUGCCGUCCUCCGGCUGUCCCCAUAUGUCAACUACCAGUUCCGGGUCAUUGCCAUCAACGAGGUGGGCAGCAGCCACCCCAGCCUCCCCUCUGAGCGCUACCGGACCAGCGGGGCGCCCCCUGAGUCCAAUCCCGCUGACGUGAAGGGAGAAGGCACCAGAAAGAACAACAUGGAGAUUACGUGGACGCCCAUGAACGCCACCUCCGCCUUUGGCCCCAACCUGCGAUACAUCGUCAAGUGGCGGCGGAGAGAAACUCGAGAGACGUGGAACAACGUCACAGUAUGGGGCUCCCGCUACGUGGUGGGGCAGACCCCCGUCUACGUGCCCUAUGAGAUCCGAGUCCAGGCCGAAAAUGACUUUGGGAAGGGCCCUGAGCCAGACACUGUCAUCGGUUACUCCGGGGAAGAUUAUCCCAGGGCUGCACCCACUGACGUUAAAAUCCGAGUCCUGAACAGCACAGCCAUCAGCCUUCAGUGGAACCGCGUCUACCCCGACACAGUGCAGGGCCAACUCAGAGAGUACCGAGCUUACUACUGGAGGGAGAGCAGCUUGCUGAAGAACCUGUGGGUGUCUCAGAAGAGGCAGCAAGCCAGCUUCCCUGGUGACCGCCCCCGGGGCGUGGUGUCCCGCCUCUUCCCCUACAGUAACUACAAGCUGGAGAUGGUUGUGGUCAAUGGGAGAGGCGAUGGGCCUCGCAGUGAAACCAAGGAGUUCACCACCCCGGAAGGAGUACCCAGCGCCCCCAGGCGUUUCCGAGUCCGGCAGCCCAACCUGGAGACAAUCAACCUGGAAUGGGAUCAUCCAGAACACCCCAAUGGGAUCCUGAUUGGAUACACUCUCAAAUACGUGGCCUUUAAUGGAACCAAAUUAGGAAAGCAGAUAGUGGAAAACUUCUCUCCCAAUCAGACCAAGUUCACGGUGCAAAGAGCAGACCCCGUGUCGCGCUACCGCUUUACCCUCAGUGCCAGGACGCAGGUGGGCUCUGGGGAAGCAGUCACAGAGGAGUCACCGGCACCCCCGAACGAAGCUACUCCAACUGCAGCUCCUCCCACGUCGCCCCCGACCACGGUGGGUGCCACAGGCGCCCCCGCUGCCACCACCGAAGCCACAACAGUCCCCACCAUCCCAAGUGUCGCACCUACCACCGUGGCCACCACUACCGUCGCCACGACUACAACCACUGCCGCCACCACCACGGAGAGGCCUCCCACCACCACCUCCGGGACUAAGAUGCCCGAAUCCGCCCCCGACAGGCAGUCCAUAUGGAACGUCACGGUGCUCCCCAACAGUAAAUGGGCCAACAUCACCUGGAAGCACAAUUUCGGGCCCGGAACUGACUUUGUGGUUGAGUACACCGACAGCAACCAUACGAAAAAAUCUGUCCCUGUUAAGGCCCAGGCCCAGCCUGUACAGCUGACAGACCUCUAUCCCGGGAUGACAUACACGUUGCGCGUUUAUUCCCGGGACAACGAGGGCAUCAGCAGUACCGUCAUCACCUUUAUGACCAGUACAGCUUACACCAACAACCAGGCAGACAUCGCCACCCAGGGCUGGUUCAUUGGGCUCAUGUGUGCCAUCGCCCUCCUGGUGCUGAUCCUGCUCAUCGUCUGUUUCAUCAAGAGGAGUCGAGGUGGCAAGUACCCAGUGCGAGAAAAGAAGGAUGUUCCCCUGGGCCCCGAAGAUCCCAAGGAAGAGGACGGCUCCUUUGACUACAGUGACGAGGACAACAAGCCCCUGCAGGGCAGCCAGACGUCCCUGGAUGGCACCAUCAAGCAGCAGGAGAGUGACGAUAGCCUGGUGGACUAUGGCGAGGGUGGCGAGGGGCAGUUCAACGAGGACGGGUCCUUCAUCGGCCAGUACACGGUCAAAAAGGACAAGGAGGAGACAGAGGGCAAUGAAAGCUCAGAGGCCACGUCGCCUGUCAACGCCAUCUAUUCUCUGGCCUAAUGGAGCCCUCCCCCCCCAACCCAGGGCACAGCCACUA
Molecule: messenger RNA, 4045 nt
Organism: Neomonachus schauinslandi (Hawaiian monk seal)
Lineage: Eukaryota; Metazoa; Chordata; Mammalia; Carnivora; Phocidae
Gene: NFASC
Product: neurofascin
Exons: 30
Coding region: 1-4008 (1335 amino acids)
Biological process (GO): brain development; cell-cell adhesion
Molecular function (GO): cell-cell adhesion mediator activity
Source: RefSeq, a predicted model, not a curated record